Vigna unguiculata (cowpea) is the source of this 1068-nucleotide messenger RNA. RefSeq names its product photosystem I light harvesting complex protein 5 (gene LHCA5). Gene Ontology annotation, biological process: photosynthesis, light harvesting. Gene Ontology annotation, cellular component: membrane. NCBI's taxonomy places the organism in Eukaryota, Viridiplantae, Streptophyta, Magnoliopsida, Fabales, Fabaceae. The record is from RefSeq and is a predicted model, not a curated record.
AAUGUGGUUGUUGUGAACGUCACAAAUUUGAGGACGGGCACAGAAUCAGAUAAUCAGAAAACAAUGGUGGCAGUAGCAGUAGGAAGAGGCCUUCCUAUUCAAACACGCUCUUUAUUCAACAGUAAGAGCAUAUAUAGAGCUUCACCAGCAGGAAGAGUCUCGUGGCUUGGGCAUUCUGCUGCUGCCACUCCACGUCAUAGAAAAACUUGCGUAGCAGCGCAACAGCGACCUACAUGGCUCCCAGGACUUGAUCCCCCACCUUAUCUUGAUGGAACUCUGGCUGGAGAUUUUGGAUUUGACCCACUUGGGCUUGGAGAGGAUCCUGAUACCUUAAGGUGGUAUGUGCAGGCAGAGCUGGUUCAUUCCCGUUUUGCAAUGCUUGGGGUAUUGGGAAUUCUUGUGACAGAUCUGCUUCGCGUCACAGGAGUUAGUAAGAUACCGGUUUGGUUUGAAGCUGGUGCAGUAAAAUACGACCUUGCCAAUACACAGACACUCUUCAUUGUUCAACUACUUCUGAUGGGGUUUGCCGAAACAAAAAGGUACAUGGAUUUUGUUAGUCCUGGAUCUCAAGCUAAAGAGGGGUCCUUCUUUGGACUAGAAGCUUCACUGGAAGGAUUAGAGCCAGGGUACCCAGGGGGUCCUCUGCUAAAUCCUCUUGGCCUAGCUAAAGACAUUAAAAACGCUCAUGAUUCGAAGCUUAAAGAGAUUAAAAAUGGUCGACUUGCAAUGGUGGCAAUGGUUGGUUUCUUUGUACAAGCUUCGGUGACUCACGUUGGACCAAUUGAGAACCUUGUGGAGCAUCUUUCCAAUCCAUGGCAUAAAACUAUUAUUCAGACCAUUGCGAAUUCUAGUUCUUAGUUCUACCAAGUGCUGUAUGGCUUGGACUUAUCCAUAAAACGAAAUUUCUUUUAAUUUUUCCACCUUAACCUCAUUGAGGUCAAGGAUCAAGUUUAGAUGUAGUUGUCUUGAAGCAAAUGUAUUCUAAUUCAUUUUCAAUCGACUUAAUUGUUUGUUUAGGCUUUUGGGGGGAAUAAAUGACUCAAAAUCUGAUGAUUAAAGUGUUUUCCA